Messenger RNA from Aspergillus ruber CBS 135680, 854 nucleotides. RefSeq names its product nicotinamidase. Bases 75 to 794 code for a protein of 239 amino acids. The record is from RefSeq and is a predicted model, not a curated record. The transcript has 2 exons. NCBI's taxonomy places the organism in Eukaryota, Fungi, Ascomycota, Eurotiomycetes, Eurotiales, Aspergillaceae.
GACAGCUUCAAGAUAUCCCACUUCGCACUUUGUACUCUGGAAGAAUUGCGCUAUUGCUCGAACACCUAGAGAAGAUGACUACUAAACCCAGAGCAGCACUGAUAGUGGUGGACAUGCAAGAGGAUUUCUGUCCACCCAAUGGAGCCCUGGCAGUUGAAGAAGGUCGCUCAAUAGCACCAGUGAUCAACUCACUCCUCGACCACCCCAGAUUCACAACUCGGAUAGCAACCCAAGAUUAUCACCCUCCAGACCACAUCUCCUUCGCCGUGAACCACCCACCACCCAACAACAUUCCUUUUGAAUCAUUCAUUACCAUGACCAAUCCUGCUCCGGGGAAAGAAGCUGAGACGAAAGUGCAGCGGCUCUGGCCCGUACAUUGUGUCACUGGGACCGAAGGGGCAUCGCUAAUCCCCGAGCUUGACUCGAAGCACUUCGAUGUACAUGUUAAGAAGGGAAUGAAUUCGAACGUGGAAAUGUAUUCCGCAUUCUCAGAUGCAUUCGGGAAUCUGCAUACUUCAUUGCCUGUUUUGGGAGAUGGGGAUGGUCGAGUAGUCGAUGUUGAUCUGGAGGCUGUUUUGAAGGAAAGAGAGAUUCGGGAUGUGUUUGUUGUUGGGUUGGCAGGGGAUUACUGUGUGAAGUAUACGGCGAUUGAUGCAGCCAAGGCUGGGUUUAGGUCAUUUGUUGUUGAGGAGGGGACAAGAUGUGUCGUGAAUUCGGGGUGGAAGGAGAUUAAGCAGGAAUUGAGGGAUGCUGGGGUGGGUGUUAUUGGGGUUGAUGAGCUGAAGUCGCUAUGAUUGGGCGUGGCUUUACAGAGUAGUUACUAUGUAAUUAGAUGCUUUAAUGAAGACAUGUAG